AGCGUUGACGCUGAUUGGUCGGAGGGUGGGGCCGGCUAUUUGAAGGCUGCGCGCGGACGCGGGCGCACUUCAGUCCGCGGAGAGAGCCGGAGGUGGCGGCUGUGGUCGGUGCGGCCCCGCUGACAGCCGCUGGACCUGGACGUGGGCCCGGCCUCAGCCCCAGCCCCAGCCCCGGCUGCGGCCCGGCGAGGCGAUGGCCAAGGUGUCGGUGCUGAACGUGGCGGUGCUGGAGAACCCGAGCCCUUUCCACAGCCCCUUCCGGUUCGAGAUCAGCUUCGAAUGCAAUGAGGCCCUGGCGGACGACCUGGAGUGGAAGAUCAUUUACGUUGGCUCAGCUGAGAGUGAGGAGUUUGAUCAGAUCCUAGACUCGGUGCUGGUUGGCCCCGUCCCCGCAGGGAGACACAUGUUUGUCUUUCAGGCUGACGCCCCCAACCCGUCCCUCAUCCCGGAGACCGAUGCUGUGGGUGUGACUGUGGUCCUCAUCACCUGCACCUACCAUGGACAGGAAUUCAUCCGCGUGGGCUACUAUGUCAACAACGAGUACCCCAACCCUGAGCUACGGGAGAACCCGCCACUGAAGCCGGACUUCUCUCAGCUCCAGCGGAAUAUCUUGGCCUCAAACCCCCGGGUGACUCGCUUCCACAUCAACUGGGACAACAACACGGACAGUCUGGAGGCCAUAGAGAACCAGGACCCCGCACUGGGCUGCAGCCUCUCCCUCAGCUGCACUCCCAUCAAGGGCCUGGGCCUCCCUGGCUACAUCCCUGGUCUCCUCCCUGAGAACUCCAUGGACUGCAUCUAAUGGGAAUACAGAGCCUCCCCACCCAUCUGGGGGGUCAAACAAGGCCUUCCAGAGAAUUUUAAGGGUCUA
Messenger RNA from Carlito syrichta (Philippine tarsier), 871 nucleotides. RefSeq names its product anti-silencing function 1B histone chaperone (gene ASF1B). Gene Ontology annotation, biological process: DNA replication-dependent chromatin assembly. Bases 194 to 802 code for a protein of 202 amino acids. Gene Ontology annotation, cellular component: nucleus. Gene Ontology annotation, molecular function: histone binding. NCBI's taxonomy places the organism in Eukaryota, Metazoa, Chordata, Mammalia, Primates, Tarsiidae. The transcript has 4 exons. The record is from RefSeq and is a predicted model, not a curated record.